AUGUCCACUCUGAGGGCUGCGCGCUCCUUUUUCGGCCCCCUUCCGGCAGCGAGGAAGUUGGAGUGUCCCCAACGAUGGGCUUGGUCACGUCGCUUUCAAUUCCUCCCCCACACCGGUGGUGUUACAGCAAUGAGGCAUUUGUCAAGUCCGGGCUGUGCUGGUGUGUGUGUGUACGAAGUCGUGAAAACGUCGUUGAAGCGCCAUGCUUUGAUGUGUGUGCGCGCUCACAACUAUCGUGGUGUUAAUGCGUCUCUUGCCCCACCCCCUGCGCAUUGCCGCUGUUUUAUUGCAUUGAUAACUCCCUCUCUCUCGCUAGCUUUCGCUCCCUUCGCCUCUCGAUCUCACUCUCUCACACACUCGCUCUCAUCAGCUCACUCUUUUUAA
This is a messenger RNA of Echinococcus granulosus, 384 nucleotides long. RefSeq lists its product as hypothetical. The coding region runs from base 1 to 384 and encodes 127 amino acids. NCBI's taxonomy places the organism in Eukaryota, Metazoa, Platyhelminthes, Cestoda, Cyclophyllidea, Taeniidae. The transcript has 2 exons. The record is from RefSeq and is a predicted model, not a curated record.